AUGGAGUCAUUAUUUAUUGAAAACUCGUUACGCCGUUUGUCAUUAUUGAUUGCUAAAGCCACUCUUCCUCCUUCGCCAACGCCUCUUCCUUCUCCCUCACCAUCUUCCGUCACAUCAAAAUGUAAACGUGAAAACAGCACCAACGAUUUGGUAAUGAAAAAUGGCAAUGGAACUUAUGCGUGUGCAAUGAACGACGUUGUCUUCUUAUGUAAUCCACCGAAUGAAGUACAACGACAAAAACAUGAAAAUAAAAAUCAAUAUGAAUUAGAAAAAUCGAGGACAAAUAAAUCAUUACCACAAGUUGUUCCUAAUUAUACAAACGAUGAUGACAUUGAAGAAAAAACAUCGAUGGUCAAACAAUGGAUAACAACAACGACAAUCGAGAAUGAUCAACUAAAAGUUCCAUUCGUUCAGACAACGAAUCAUCUUUAUCCACCAUGUGCUGUGGCGAUUUCACUUGAUCGUGCUUUGGACAUGCGAUUAUCAAAAUUUAAUCAAACAACAAAUGAUGGUCAUCGAAAAAAAUAUUCGUCAAAAAUUGAACCAUUAUUGAUAGAAUUAUCAAAUGAUCGACUAAGAAGUUAUUUAAGACGUUUAGAAAAUGAUCCAAGUUUGAAAGAAUUUAUUCAACCAAUUUAA
Molecule: messenger RNA, 639 nt
Organism: Didymodactylos carnosus
Lineage: Eukaryota; Metazoa; Rotifera; Eurotatoria; Philodinida; Philodinidae
Source: the annotation of a GenBank genome assembly